Molecule: messenger RNA, 1674 nt
Organism: Gracilinanus agilis (Agile Gracile Mouse Opossum)
Lineage: Eukaryota; Metazoa; Chordata; Mammalia; Didelphimorphia; Didelphidae
Gene: ECI2
Product: enoyl-CoA delta isomerase 2
Exons: 10
Coding region: 27-1553 (508 amino acids)
Molecular function (GO): fatty-acyl-CoA binding
Source: RefSeq, a predicted model, not a curated record
GAGAGGUCUUAGAUAACGACACACACAUGCUUUCACCCUCACAUUCACUUCCUCUCCGCGAGCCAGUCCGGACAACAGCUUAUAAGCACCCAGCUAUCACGGGGCUGCUGCAAGGGUUUUUUUUUUUUUGCAACAAAUUCCUCCCCAUCCAUUUCCUUCUUAAGUCCAGUCCAAGCAGUCGAAGCGGCCCCAGCCCCGGGGGGCUGGCUCUAUCCAAAUUCCGGUUCUCUGUCCGCAGAGAGGCCUCUCGGACACGGCUGGAAGACCAUCUCCUGGGUAGCUGGCAGCAGCCCAGGAACCUGGGGCUCUUUGGAACACCUUUCGGGUUUACCCUCCUCGGUUUACCUCACCCUGCCCAAUCCCCGGCAGCCUUGAGGGCGUUGAGGGGACAGCAGAAGGCGGAGGAGGAGGAGCCCCGAGGGCAGCUUCCCACCGUGAAUUUUCCUGCACUUCAGCUACACACAACUGGCAUGGCUAUGCGGGUCAGCCAAGAAGACUUUGAAAAGGCAAAAGGGCAAGUGAGCCUCUUGAAGAAGGAUCCAGGAAAUGAAGUGAAAUUAAAACUCUACGCCCUGUUUAAACAGGCCACCCAGGGGCCGUGUACCACACCAAAGCCCAGUAUGCUUGACUUUGUCAACAAGGCCAAAUGGGAUGCGUGGAAUGCUCUUGGCAGUUUGCCUAAGGAUGCUGCCAGGCAGAAUUAUGUUGAUUUAGUUUCCAGUUUGGUUUCCUCUGAAUCCUCAAGCCAAAAGCAGACGACAUCUAACGAUAGAAAAUCUGAAUAUAAAACCCUGAUAGUCACCAGGGAUGACAAUAUUACAAAGAUCAUGUUAAACCGCCCUGCCCAGAAAAAUGCUAUUAAUAUUCAGAUGUAUAAAGAAAUUACACUAGCCCUUGAAGCUGCAGACAAGGAUGACUCGUUCUUAACCGUAAUCACAGGAAAUGGUGAUUAUUACUCUAGUGGGAAUGACUUAUCUGAACCUCUGAAGAUUCCACCAGAUGAAAUUCCAAAGAAACUUGAAGAAAACAUGAAGAUACUAAGGAUAUUUAUUGACCGUUUUAUAGAUUUCUCCAAGCCCCUUGUUGCACUGGUAAAUGGCCCAGCUGUAGGAAUCUCAGUUACACUUCUUGGGCUAUUUGACAUUGUAUAUGCAACUGACAGGGCCACAUUUCAUACGCCAUUUACUCAUCUGGGCCUGAGUCCGGAGGCAUGUUCUUCUUUUACCUUUCCAAAGAUAAUGGGUUCAUCCAAGGCAGCUGAGAUGCUUGUUUUUGGAAGGAAACUGACAGCCCAAGAAGCUUAUGCUCGAGGACUUGUUACUGAGGUUUUUCCUGAUAGCACUUUUCAGAAAGAAGUUUGGUCCAGAUUGAAUGCAUACUCACAACUGCCCCCAAUUUCUAUGAAGAAGUCAAAACAGUUAAUUCGAAGUGUAGAAAAAGAAACACUACACAGAGUGAAUUUGGAAGAAUGUAAUUUACUUCAAACACGAUGGACCUCUGAUGAAUGCCUGAAUGCCAUUGUUAACUUCAUAAAUAGAAAGUCGAAACUCUGAUUGUUUUGAAAAAGAAGAUCAAACAUUUCUGAAGCGCUGGUUAAUUUCUUCUUGUUUAAGAUACAUAAGCUAAACCCAGGGUGCCUUUUGCCAUUAUUAAACUACAGUUCUGAUGAUUCCA